Molecule: messenger RNA, 1983 nt
Organism: Cylicostephanus goldi
Lineage: Eukaryota; Metazoa; Nematoda; Chromadorea; Rhabditida; Strongylidae
Source: the annotation of a GenBank genome assembly
AUGAUGCUCUACAUCCGCUACAAAGACAUGGACUAUGCAUUCCUGCCCAUCGAUGUCGACACGAUCCCCAAGUUCUACAAGGAGAUGAUCCGUGAUGGAAAGCUUGAGCUUGACGAGAUUGAGCGUCUCUUGGCCACCGGAACUCACUUCAGCAGGACUGGAGCAUUCUACUUCUACGAAUAUGUGAGGAAGAUCCCAACCACUCUUGGUAUGCCACUUGUGCUGACAUCAAAGAUGCCCACUGUUGGAACCAUUCACGGCCAGAUCAAGAUCGAAAUGGAACCAAAAGAGUCGAGGACUUUCGACGGACUUCGUCUUCACCUCAUCCUCAAGCCCAAAGUAGCCACCACCCAUGUUGUCAUGGCCACGAUCAUGCACCCAGUUGUCGAGACUGGAUUCAAGAUGCUGCACUCGGUCAUGUUCGAGCACCCGAUCGAGAUGGAAACCGAGGUCACUUGGAGACAUCAGCUUCGCCUCAAGACCGUGUUCCGCCCAGUAGAGCACAAGACGAACGUCCUCCACCUGCAGACCCGCCCAGUCAUUUUCGUCCGCCACAUGAAGAAGGUUACGCACGCCUACCACGAACCACGAGAAGUCACCCUUCGCCUGCACGAACACCGCUACCCAGUCAUGACAUUCGAAAACACCUUCCUGGAGAGGUUCGGACAUAAGAUCAUUGUCACUGGCACCAUGCAUCGUCCAAUUGUGCGCAGAAUGGAGAGCAUGCUACAUCCUAUUCUCUUCGGAUACAAUACCGUCGACGUCAUUAUUGAGCCCACCGAGGACUUCGCCAAGGAAUAUGUCUUUAACAUGGAGAUGGAAGCGUUUGUUCCAGAAAGACUGGAGGGACCUAAGUUCGAGAAACUGUUCAGACACAAUGACGAGUUCUUCGAGGAGGAAGAAAUGGAGCCGAGACAUAGGGAGGAACGCAGAAACGAGCUUACGACAUAUCUGAGGGACUACCACAUUGAAAAGGCCUACCGACAUCGUCUCCUCUGCAAACUCGAGACUGUCGGUAUGCGUGAGAAGCACGAAGUCGAGAUGGAGCUGAAGGCAGUCUGCGACCACAAGUACCGCUACUGCCGCACCAACUUCUUCCUUCGCCGAACUCCAUUCCUCGAGAAAGAGACGCGCCACUGGGAGCUGAAACUCAACGCCGAGACCGUCUAUCCCGAAAUGCCAAAAACUAUUGAGGAACUGAAGAAGAUGUUCAACCGUGAGUUCCAUGGACUUGUCGACGUCACCUGGGGAACUGAGCGCAUGAACACUCUGUUCAUUCGCAUGCAGAGCGAGCCGACCUACGAACAGAAAAUGUGGAUGGAGAAGUUCGACCGCAAAGAGAACAUGCUGACCGAGAUGGAUAAGCUUCGAGUCGCCUCGGACCGCAACCUGCACAAGUUCAUGGUCAAGUACGAACUCAUUCCAGAGACUGAGCACUUCAUGCACAAUCUGUUCAUGUUCUUCGACACCUGGAACAUGUGGAACACCGAGUACAAGAUGGUCCCGCACGAGGAGAAGAUGCUUCGCCUGCAGCUCGAAAUCGAACCACUGUACCGCCGCACAUUCGACCUGCUUGUUGAAACUCCUGAGAAGCGCAUUGUGAUGAAGAAUCUCAUGCUUCCAUUUGUGCUGCCCACUCUGAACAUCCACGACAUGCGCAUGCUUGAGAAUGUCGGCGUCAGGGAUGUCAUUCGCCAUGUCGUCAAACACAACCGCCCCGAGUGCAUCGUCAAGAGCUGGGAAGUCAACACCUUCGACAAACUUCGUCUCAAGACCCCUCUCACCACCUGCUACACCAUCCUGGCUAAGGACUGCCAUUCGGAGGAGCCGCGUUUCGUUGUCAUGAUGAAGAAGAUGGUGAAGGAUCGUGAGGAGAAGGCGCUUAAGAUCGUCACACCUCGAGAUGUCUAUGUGCUGGAGAUGGUCAACGACGAACUUGUGAUCAGGGUGAACGACAAGGUGAUCACGCACGAAGAGCUUAUG